Molecule: messenger RNA, 528 nt
Organism: Marmota flaviventris (yellow-bellied marmot)
Lineage: Eukaryota; Metazoa; Chordata; Mammalia; Rodentia; Sciuridae
Source: RefSeq, a predicted model, not a curated record
AUGUGCAACUCCUGUUGUGGCUCCUGCUGCUCUGGCCAGGGGUGUGGCUGCUGCCAUCCCAGGUGCUGCCAGACCACCUGCUGCAGGACCACCUGCUGCCGCCCCAGCUGCUGUGUCUCCAGCUGCUGCAGCCCCUGCUGUGGAGGUUCCAGUGGCUGUGGCUCCUGCUGCUGCCAGCCCAGCUGCUGCCAGCCCAUCUGCUGUAAGACUACCUGCUGCAGGACCACUUGCUGCUGCCCUACCUGCUGUGGGUCCUGCUGUGGUGGCUCCAGUGGCUGUGGCUCCAGUGGCUGUGGCUCCUGCUGCUGCCGCCCCAUCUGCUGUAGGACCACCUGCUGCCGCCCCAGCUGCUGUGGCUCCAGCUGCUGCAGCCCCUGCUGUGGUAGUUCCAGUGGCUGUGGAGGUUCCAGUGGCUGUGGCUCCUGCUGCUCUCGCCCCUGCUGCCUCCAGACCACCUGCUGCAGGACCACCUGCUGCCGACCCUGCUGCUGUGUGGCCAGCUGCUGUCGCCCAAGCUGCUGCUGCUAG